CAAUUCCGCCUGCUUGGCCCUUUGAUCUUAUUCCGAAAAAUGUAUUGGACAAAGCUAAAGAUAUAACCAAAGUCAAUUUGCGCGUAGGAGAACGGAUGGUUUCCAACGUCCCGAUGCUUCUACCUAGCUUGCAAGAAGUCCGCGAAUUUGGAAAACAAUCCAUAUUGGGCUAUCCGCUGGAGGCUGUUACUCUUGGAAUACACAGCUUUUGCUCGGCUGCUGUAGCAUCUAACGGGACGGAACCCUACUAUGAACCCGAUUUGAGUCGAAUGAAUUACGUUCUGAUGACCGAAAGUGGAAAUUUCACCUACUCCUUGAGUCAAGCCCAAGAUCUGUGGGAAAGUUCUGAGUUCUUCAAGGAUCUGGACACGGUGGUUGUAGUUACUGGAUGGUUGACUUCUAUCAACGAUACGAACGACGCGGCUUUUGAACUCUACAAAGCAUACCACGCCAGAGGAGGCUACAACUUCAUAGUGAUUGACACCGCAUCUCAACUGACGAGCUUGUACACGUGGUCUUCAUUCAAUACCAACAACUUGGGGAAUGCACUGGGACAGGGUUUAGCUAAACUGGUAAACUAUGUCCCAUUAGCAUCAAUUCAUGUCAUCGGACACAGCUUGGGAGCGCACAUUAGUGGAGCUGCAGGACGACAAUUCCAGACCUUAACGGGUCAGAAUUUGCCGCGAAUAACAGGAUUGGAUCCCGCUAAUCCAUGUUUCAAUGAAGGCGAAAGCUUGUCGGGACUAAGUCGAGGUGAUGCUAGCUGGGUGGACGUUAUUCACAGCAAUGUGAGAAUUUUGGGAAAACGGGCCCCAAUCGGUGACAUCGACUUUUAUCCAAAUGGCUUGAACUCUAUUCAACCUGGUUGCCUAACGGUAAUUUGUUCACACAGCCGUUCCUGGCAGUACUAUGCGGAGAGCGUCUACCCGGAAAACGAGGAGAACUUUAUCGGCGUCAAGUGCAACAGCUUGUCGGCCGUGGACGAUGGAUUGUGCAAGUCGCAAACAGCCAUUAUGGGUUUCAAGGUUAGCCAAAAAGCGAAAGGCAACUUUUUCCUACGAGUCAACUCGCAAUCACCCUAUGGCAGAAAAGGAACCAAUUGAUGCUU
Molecule: messenger RNA, 1108 nt
Organism: Ochlerotatus camptorhynchus
Lineage: Eukaryota; Metazoa; Arthropoda; Insecta; Diptera; Culicidae
Product: vitellogenin-3-like
Exons: 2
Coding region: 96-1103 (335 amino acids)
Biological process (GO): lipid catabolic process
Molecular function (GO): lipase activity
Source: RefSeq, a predicted model, not a curated record